Oncorhynchus mykiss (rainbow trout) is the source of this 9506-nucleotide messenger RNA. The record is from RefSeq and is a predicted model, not a curated record. NCBI's taxonomy places the organism in Eukaryota, Metazoa, Chordata, Actinopteri, Salmoniformes, Salmonidae.
GAGUGAAAGGAGGGUCAGUGUGUGUGUGUGCAUGCUAACAGUGUGCCUUAUGGACAGAGGGGGCUUGAGUGACUGUUGACUAGCCGGCUAGUAGGUGGAGGAACAGUAAGAACACAGACAGAACUCCGUGCUUGUUGGAUCCAGUGUUUGUUGUGGAAUCUAUACUCUCAGACAAGGAGGUUCUGGGUGACGGUGGGUUGAAGGAGCGGGAUGUCUAAGAUGACGUUGUGGUUGGGCCUUCUCCUGGCUCUCAGCGCAGGUCAUCUGGAUGCUUGGUUCUGGAACAAGGACCCUGAUCCUACUACCCAAGCCCCAACGAAGGCUCCGCCACUGGGCAAGGCAGGAGGACAGCCCAAGAGAGGUGAGGAGAACCUGGCAGGGGUUGGGGCAGAAAUCAUCAACGUGGCUGAUGGGAUCCGUAAGUUUGUGCAGACGUGGGACGCGACCCCAACCACUUGGACUGACGGUGGAGUGGCGAGCCCUACCACACAGACGGUUAAUAAGGAGGAGUCUGGUUCUGGGGAAGGAUCUGGGUCUGGGUCUAAGGAAGGAUCUGGGUCUGGGUCUGGGGAAGGAUCUGGGUCUGGGUCUAAGGAAGGAUCUGGGUCUGGGGAAGGAUCUGGGUCUGGGUCUAAGGAAGGAUCUGCGUCUGGGGAAGGAUCUGGGUCUGGGUCUAAGGAAGGAUCUGGGUCUGGGGAAGGAUCUGGGUCUGGGUCUAAGGAAGGAUCUGGGUCUGGGGAAGGAUCUGGGUCUGGGUCUAAGGAAGGAUCUGGGUCUGGGGAAGGAUCUGGGUCUGGGUCUAAGGAAGGAUCUGGGUCUGGGGAAGGAUAUGGGUCUGGGUCUAAGGAAGGAUCUGGGUCUGGGGAAGGAUAUGGGUCUGGGUCUAAGGAAGGAUCUGGGUCUGGGUCUGUGUCUAAGGAAGGAUCUGGGUCUGGGUCUGAGAUGGGUUCAGGAUCAGGGUCUGGUUCAGCGUCUGGUGUAGGGUCUGGGUUUGGAUCGGGGGUUGAGUCUGGUGUAGGUUCAGGGACCGGCUCGGGUUCUGGGUCAGGGCUUGGAGAAAGGGAAAGCUUGGUUCUCCCCACUAACCUAACAGAUGACCUCACAGGGGUUGAGGGGGUGAAACAGGGCGAACCAAAGACCAACCUCUCUGACAUCACUUCUCAUGACCACAAUGGAACCUGCCACCUCGUGUCCUCUGAUUGGCCGAUCUGCAUAUCAAGGGGGUCGAAGCAUUUCUCGCUGCCCAACUUCCUGAACCACACCUCUGUGGAGGAGGUUGGCAUGGCCCUGAGAGAGUGGGCGUGGCUGGCCAAGGCGGGGUGCCACCAUGGAGCCGAAUGGUUCCUCUGCCUCCUCCUCGUUCCCAGGUGCCCGCUGCCUGGCCAGGUGCUCGACAAGGUUCCCCUGCUGCCUUGCUGCAGCUUCUGCCAAGUCCUGCAAGACAGCUGCUGGCCAGCCCUGGAUGACGGGCGACUUCCUGUAGAGUGUAAUUUGCUGCCCGACAGGGAUCAGGAGGCGGGGUUGCGGUGUCCGCCAUGCGUGUCAGUUAGUCAUCGGAAAGCAGAGAGUGGUGUGACUCUACUGCAGCUGAUCGGAGACCUGCCUCCUGAUGAUUCCCAGGCCGGUCCGGGGGGGAAACCCGCCUACUACUUCGGAGGGCAGGAUGGGCUGACUGCUGCAGGACAGCCGGCCCUGGCUCACCUCCCCAACCCCUUCUACAGAGACUUCUCCCUGGUCUUCCAAAUCCUCCCCUCCAGCCCCGGGGUCCUCUUCUCCAUCACAGACGCCUCCCAGAAGUUCAUGUACGUGGGGGUGAAGCUGAGCGCCCCGGACGCUGACGGCAGGAAUCAGAAGAUUCUGUUCUACUACACAGAGCCCGACUCGGAGGCCUCGUACCUGGCCGCUAGUUUCACCGUGCCCUCCCUGGACCUAGUCUCCUGGACCAAGUUCUCUCUGUCCGUGUUCAACGACCAGGUGACCUUCUUCAUGGGGUGCGACGCCUCUGGGAAGACGGUGAAGUUGGAGCGCUCGCCGGAUGACAUGGAGCUGGACAGGGGGGCGGGCAUCUUCGUGGGUCAGGCGGGAGGCGCGGACCCUGACAGGUUCGAGGGGGCGAUCGCUGAGCUGAACGUGGUGGGUAACCCUCGAGCAGCUGAGUUACUCUGUGAAGACGAUGAUGACUCAGACGCUGCCUCAGGUGACUUUGGCAGUGGGGAUGGGGACAGAAGAGAGACCGGCAAAACUACCACACCUCCAUCUCUCCGACCGGUGCCAGAGCCCCCUCUGACAUCAUCAGUGAGCGACAGGCUCUCAGAGACAGGUGACAGGAAUCAUCAGACCUCAGUAGAGUCCAGACCAGGGUCAGGAGGUCAACCAGGCCCUACUGGUUCUAACGGACUGAAGGGGGACAGAGGGGAGAAGGGCAGUCCAGGGGACAGAGGUCCCGCCGGGCCAAAGGGAGACUCGGGGUCUUUCUCCAGCUCUGCCUCUUCAUCAGGCGGAGGAGAACGUGGAGAAAAGGGAGACAAAGGCUUGAAGGGCAGUUCUGGGUUUGGUUACCCAGGCUCCAAGGGGGACCGUGGUGUACCUGGUCCCCCUGGCCCUCCUGGCCCUGGGGGGCCAGCUGCCCAGGUUGUGAGGCUAGGGGACGGCUCUGUCGUGCAGCCAGUGGCCGGGCCAAUGGGACCGAUGGGGCCCCCAGGGGCCAAAGGACCAGCAGGACCCCAGGGACCAGAGGGAGAGGCGGGGGAUCCAGGAGAGGAUGGCAAAUUAGGACCUGCCGGAGACAGAGGGUUCCCAGGAACACAAGGAGACUCAGGGGUCAAAGGACAAAAGGGGGAUCGUGGUGAUGGUCACCCAGGACCCAGGGGUCCUCCAGGGCCACCUGGACCCCCAGGCCCAGGGACAGUUGAUCGCGCUACAUUUGUGGAUGUGGAAGGCUCCGGAUUCCCAGAUUUGGAGAAAAUACAGACUUUCCGUGGUCUACCAGGCCCCCCGGGCCCACCAGGUCCCCCUGGCCCCUCAGCCGGUGGUGUCAGCUCCCAUGGGUCAGGCUCUUUCGGGCCCCCUGGACCUCCCGGACAGGACGGGGCCCGUGGCCUACCAGGGCCCGCUGGUCCACCUGGCAGGCCUGGAACCCCAGGACCCAGUAGCGGAGAGAAGGGAGAAGCUGGUGAUCUAGGUCUUCCAGGGCCCAGUGGAGAGAGGGGUUCUCAGGGUGACCCUGGAGUGCCUGGUCAGGCAGGGCAGGGGGGCUUGGCUGGGCUUCCUGGGCCCAUGGGACCGAUUGGGCCUCCAGGACCACCCGGACCCCCCGGACAGUCCUACCCCGUGCGUUAUGGUGACGGGGAGGGUUCCGGAGUGACGGGGGUCAAUGGUGUUGCUGGAGUGAUAGGGAUUCCAGGACCACAGGGUCCGCCCGGAAUCGCUGGCCUUCCGGGAAGAUCUGGUUUGCCUGGGCUUUCGGGAGAGAAGGGGAGCGAGGGAGCAAGAGGACGGGAUGGAACACCAGGGAUGGACGGAUUCCCAGGACAAUUGGGAGACAAAGGGGAGAGGGGAGACAGAGGAGAAAGGGGUGAGCCAGGACGUGAAGGGGGGCCCCCUGGACCUCCAGGAGCCCCUGGCCCACCGGGACAGAUCUACCAGACUUCAGGCAGUUUUGAUGGAGUUCUUGUGAAUCAAGGACAGGGAGGACCAGGUCUUCCCGGCCGGGCAGGAUUCCCAGGGCCUAUGGGACCAAAGGGAGAUACAGGAGAGCCUGGACAGCCAGGAUACGCAGCUAAGGGGGAGAAAGGAGAACCUGGUAUUAUCAUGGGGCCUGAUGGAAGACCCCUGUACCUGGGAGGGCUGGGGUCUCAACCGGGAGAGAAGGGACUCCCGGGACCUGAGGGACCUCCUGGUCCCUAUGGUCCAGCUGGUCUAAAGGGAGAUAUAGGCAUGCCAGGUAGACCGGGCCGUCCUGGGUUGAAUGGUGUCAAAGGAGAGAGGGGAGAUUCAGCGGGAGGGACUGGAGGAUAUGGAGGUCCUCCAGGACCACCUGGUCCACCCGGACCCCCCGGGCCAGCAGUACCUCUGGACAGGUUCAAUAGGGAUGAUGUCUCACGGUUAUAUCCUGACUCCAAAGGAGACAAAGGUGAUCGUGGAGUACCAGGAAUACCCGGGGUACCAGGUCUCACGUCCAACUUUGACAUCUACACCUUCAAGAGGGAGAUGAAGGGAGAGAGAGGAGACUCGGGGAUGAAGGGGGAGAAGGGCGAGCCAGCCGGAGGAUAUUAUGGCGGAGGUUACGGUGGACAGGGUGGUCAACCUGGACCUCCAGGACCUCCGGGGCCAAAGGGAGAGUCCAUCAUCGGUCCUUCAGGGCCCCAGGGCCCUCCAGGUAACUCAGGAAGAGGGUACGAAGGCAGGCAAGGGAACCCAGGCCCACCGGGGCCCCCCGGACCUUCAGGAUCAUCCUCCUCACCUGGAGCCUACAGGCCAACACAGACCAUCAGCAUCCCUGGACCUCCGGGCCCUCCUGGCCCACCUGGAACUGAUGGACACUCCUCUGGGGUGAUGGUGCUGAGGUCAUAUGACACGAUGACAGCCACGGCCAGACGACAGGCAGAGGGGACGCUGGUGUAUCUGGUCGACCAAACAGACUUUUACAUCAGAGUACGAGAUGGCUUCCGGCAAAUCCAGCUUGGACCAUACAUAGCUUUACCCCCUGACCAGGGUAAUGAGGUAGCAGCUGUCGACCCUCCUCCAGUGGUCUUCUACCAGCCAGACCAUCCCUCUAACUCGGCCACAGAGCAACCCCCCAGACAGCUAGACCCCCACGAGCCACAGCCUGAGGGACAACACCCUGUUCACCCUGACCCACGUUACUCGACUCACCCGGAUCCACGCUAUCCAGCCCAGCCAGAUCCACGCUACCCAGCCCAGCCAGAUCCACGCUACCCAGCCCAGCCAGAUCCACGCUACCCAGCCCAGCCAGAUCCACGCUACCCAGCCCAGCCAGAUCCACGCUACCCAGCUCAGCCAGAUCCACGCUACCCAGCUCAGCCAGAUCCACGCUACCCAGCUCAGCCAGAUCCACGCUACCCAGCCCAGCCUGAUCCACGCUACCCAGCCCAGCCAGAUCCACGUUACCCAGCUCAGCCAGAUCCACGCUACCCCUCACAUUCAGACCCCAGAUACCCCUCACACACUGAUCCACGGUACCCCAGUUAUACAGACCGACAGCACAACCCUGACCCUGUUCAGCCGGUCCAGCCCCAGCCAGCCCCUGUCCCACAGAACCCGGUUUACACAGACACCCGCUAUCCUGUAACCCCACAACGCAGACCCAGACCCCCUGAGACCCCCAGCCACCAACACACGUCAGGCCCAAGCAUUCACCUGGUCGCCCUGAACGCCCCCCAGGGGGGUAACAUGCGGGGUAUCAGAGGGGCAGACUUCCUGUGUUUCAACCAGGCUCGGGCCAUCGGGCUGAAGGGAACCUUCCGGGCUUUCCUCUCCUCCAAGCUCCAGGACCUUUACAGCAUCGUCCGCAAGUCAGACAGAGAACGCAUGCCCAUCGUCAACCUAAAGGACGAGGUCCUGUUUGACAGUUGGGAGGCCAUCUUCAGUGACUCAGAGGGCAGAGUGAAGGACAAUGUACCCAUCUACUCCUUCGAUGGCAAAGACAUUUUCACAGACGGCACAUGGCCAGACAAGAUGAUAUGGCACGGUUCGACCAGCAGGGGGCACGGCCAGGUGGAUAACUACUGUGAGACGUGGCGUAUAGGGGAGCGUGCGCUGACGGGCAUGGCCUCCUCUCUACAAGAGGGCCAGCUCCUCCAACAGAGAACCAGCAGCUGUCACAGCUCCUACGCCGUGCUCUGCAUCGAGAACAGCUACAUCGGACAGUUCAAGCGAUAGGACUGACCGACCAAACGCACACACACACUACAGCCAGAUCAAGAGAUAAGCCUAAUGAAACACCCACACAAACACAUCAGCCAAUCCAGGAGGCCUAACAAAACGUACCUACCAGUGGAGGCUGGUGACUUAAAUAAAUAGGAGGAUGGUAGACCCAGGGUAUAGGUGUGGAACGCACGGGGACAACAAAGUGUGUUUCAAAAAUCGUCAAUGACUAAUUAUUUUAACCUAAAGCAUUUAAUAAAGCCAUUUAUAGUACACUAUUAUGGGUAAUGGGAAUGAGGGCUACUUACAGUGUUGGAAAAGGACCACAGCAAUGAUUGAACGAGGGUAUGAGGCAUGAGUUGAGGUGUUCAGAGGCUUGACCAGUGCAGGACAGGAUUUGCCUAAAAAGACAAACAAUAACACAACACACUACACAGUUAGACAAAAGGGCUAAGAAUGAGUUAGUCCAAGCAAGGAGUAAAGUCAUUGAUGUGUAAUAAUGUGAUUGUGUUUGUGUUUGACUCGAAAUACAGUAACGAGAGAAAAUUGAUAGGGGUACUCAGUGCUUGGAGAGGAAACAUUCAAUGUGCCAGUGGAUGAGCGAGCACAUAAGACAUGGAUUCAGUUCAUGUCAGGAGAUAGUUGACAAUGGUAGUGGAGUGAUCAUCACCUCUUAAUAAGGGAACAGGAGGGGACUUAGCUGGAAAUACAAAUAGCAGAUACAUUCCAUUACAGCUGCGCCGUCAUAGGUUAUGACAACAAGUUUCUCUAUGAAGUUAAACUCAGACAUCUCAAAAUUCAUUAAGUCAAACACAGACUGCGGCGCAUCUCGCCCACUUGACACAUCAAAGUAGCCCAAGAAACGUUCCUAAUUAAAGCCCUGAUCAUCCACAUACCUGACCAUAACUGACAACUGCAAGCAGACUGGUGGCACGAUAGGUCUCAGACCCCCUGGGGCCUGGAAUUUUUCCUUAUAUGGUAACCUAACUAGGAAAACUCUGGACCCUAUAAAGUAUGCCAGUGAUGAAUUAGUUGUAAAAAAGGUUAAUCAGACUGAAAUAUAGUCUCGUUUUCAUCCCAUACAGCAUGUCCGAUUUCUAGCGUUUAGGUGUGCCUAGGCUGCUGCAACAUUUAUGUCAUGAGUUUUUACUUGUGUCUGUCCUGAGUGGUUGUGUUCUUUGCUAAAUAAAUCCCGGAGGAAAGUAGAAAGCUUACUUGAGUGCACGCGAAAAAAUGUGCUGUGUCAACCUCUCUCUUUAAUCGAAAUGUUUAUGGAUGAUGCGAUGAAGCUAUCAAAUCAUUCUGAAUUGUUUUCGACAUCCUAGAAAAAACAAGUCAAAAGGUCGAUAUGUUCAACAAGUAAAGCAUCCUAACGUGCAAUUACCUCUGCAAGCUCCUUGUAGUUGCCCUUGUUGGCGGGAAUUCCCCCUCUCGUCAUGUCCUCUAUCGAUGCAGCUUUUCCCCAGAAGCUUGAAUGUCGGCAUUUAUAUUCUCCCUGCUUUUGUUUUGCCGUUUAGCUGACCGAUCGAUGUUCUUCAGGUCACUGUACCCACCUUUUGACCAAGGCUCAGACUUUCCCUAAAGCAGGCAAGGCCAGCAAUACAGGCAGCUUGAUGUUACCAGCUUUACUUUUGAUACCAGUUGGUAUUGAACACCCUCACCUUUUCAUCUUUCUUCAUGAAACUGAUCUCAGGCAGUGGUCGACCCUCCCUUUUCCGUGUACCCCAGAGAAUGAAAGGGGUUCUUCAACAAAGUCCACAAACUGCUAACUUCAGUAGCUAGCUAACUUGAAAAAAUGUUAAAUCAGUUGCACUAGCUGGGCACAAAAAUUAAGUUCUAAAACCAAGAAAACAAUUUAUAUACCUCUUCUGUCUCCUGUCAUUUGAAAAAAAAAAAUUGAAUUGAAUAAAAUACCAAAAAUGCUCAACUAUCACUGUUCACUCUUAAUCUCUAUCCGACAAUGUCACCAAGCUUCUCAACACAUAGAAUCCCCAUAAUGCUCUGUGGCACAAUCCCGAUACAACACACUGUUUGUUCUCUGAUCCUAAAAGCUUUGAUCGGUUGGAGGAUUUCCUCCGGAAGUGGUCAUAAUUACCAUGUAUGUCUAUGGAAGGGGGUGAGGUCUACAAGCCUCCUAGGUUUUGUAUUGAAGUCAGAGGAGGAUGGAAGCUAGCUGUCCUCUGGCUACACCAUGGUGCUACCCCAGACAGUGCUUUUGAAGUUACUGUAGACCAUUGCAAAACAGUGUAUUUUAAUCAAUUAUUUGGUGACAUAAGAAUAUAUUUAGUAUAGUUUUAUCUAAAAAGUAUAACUUGAAUGUUUCUAAUGUUUAAAUUUUUAUGAAAUUUCAGUGAGGAUGGUCCUCCCCUUCCUCCUCUGAGGAGCCUCCACUGAUACGUACACACACAAUGGUGCUUUGUAUAUAACAGCUACAUUCCCCUUCUCAAUACACUGUCCAGCUGGCCAAAUAGGACCACAUAUCCAUAAUAUGGGGUUGAUCAAGAACAGCGACAACCAGGCUAAGAGAUGGACCCCCUCCAAGCCACCCCCUUUUUACACUGAUCGCAGCUGACUAAACAGCCCACCCCGACCCCCUGCACAUACGUCUAAAUCGCUGUUCUGUAAACACCUCAACACUGGUUUUCAGUAGAGUUUGUAUUCAUUCCACUUCUCCUUUCACUGUCCACUUCAGAAAGCCAUGUUCAUUGGGGGUUAGAUAAGACUAUCACAAUGUAAAUUUAUUUUUUUGUGGUCUUACCCUCAAAAGCAUAAUACCUGCACUGUAGAAAGUCUAUAGCCUUUUAACAGUUUGCCCUAGAAUCAAACCACACCUACAGAUUAAACAGGACACAUUCUGUUCUGAGUCCAACAAGCUAAUUGUUGCAGUAUUGUACAUGAAAUGUUUAUUAUCCAAUGUUGUAAUUUUUUUAUUCACUUUACAUUGUUGUAAUCAGUACAUAUAACCAGUUUUUGAAGCACUAUCUAUAACAUUGUCGUAAAUGUUGGAUGGUUUUAUUUUGCUAGGGGACAUCAAAAGAGAACAGGAUAUUUAAAAUGUUUUGAUAACAAAAGGAGUAUUUAUUUUGCAAUUUAACAUUUUGUCAAGUAGUUUUAACAUUCACACUUUUCAGUAAUGUACUCCAUGGAUCUAUGUAUUGACAGAGGAAGAGAUGAGUCUGGGCCAAGAAUCAUGACAUUUUGUAUCAAACAUCAAAUGACAAUGUUUUUGUUUUGCAAUGUCCUUUUGCGUUUCAAAAUUAUCAAAAAGUGUUAAGUGUUUUUCAUGUCUAUGCACUGUGAUGGAAAUUAAAUAAGGCUUUUUAUCCAAAAUCCAAAGCAUUGCAGCUCACUGAAUUAACCGGUGUAUGACCCUGAUGAAGAGUUUUCUGAGGUGACAUGUACUGUGCCAUUUCUCUCAAUGUCAUCAAUGUUUAUUGCAAACAAACAAAUGCUACAUUGUUUUUCCAAACUGAUUUAUUUGUAAAUAAAAAAUAAAAUGUUGACAUGUCUUUUUUUUACAGCAACAAAAUAGGUUCACAGUCAUUCACCCAAAGUGUAUAUUUUCGGCAUUGAUUGAAGUCAGUGUGACAAUAAUAAACAUGAACAAUUCUGACAGUUAA